AUGAGUACUAGCGCUGCUGCCACUAACGAUGAUAACAAAAAGGUUACUUUGAAAAGUUGUGACGAUGUGGAAUUCAAAGUAGAAAUACCAGUCGCAAGUCGUUCAAUCUUGCUUAAGAACAUGAUAGAAGACGUUGGGGAAACUGAUCAAUCAAUUCCCCUUCCAAACGUCAACGAAAAAGUGCUAAAAAAGGUCCUGGAGUGGUGUCAACAUCACGUAAAUGACCCUCAACCUACGAAUGACGAUGAUGACUCUCGUAGGAGAAAUACCGAAAUUGAUGAUUGGGACCAAAGAUUUCUAAGUGUUGAACAGGAUAUGCUAGAUAUCGGUUGUAAAACUGUCGCCAAUAUGAUCAAGGGCAAAUCUCCAGAAGAAAUUCGUUCCACAUUUAAUAUAGUUAAUGAUUUUAAUUAA
Molecule: messenger RNA, 414 nt
Organism: Funneliformis mosseae
Lineage: Eukaryota; Fungi; Glomeromycota; Glomeromycetes; Glomerales; Glomeraceae
Source: the annotation of a GenBank genome assembly